Molecule: messenger RNA, 1670 nt
Organism: Paralichthys olivaceus (Japanese flounder)
Lineage: Eukaryota; Metazoa; Chordata; Actinopteri; Pleuronectiformes; Paralichthyidae
Product: cystathionase (cystathionine gamma-lyase)
Biological process (GO): transsulfuration
Cellular component (GO): cytoplasm
Molecular function (GO): pyridoxal phosphate binding; carbon-sulfur lyase activity
Source: RefSeq, a predicted model, not a curated record
CUCUGUUAAAUGGUUUCUCAGUUAGCGGCUCAGCUGUAAAAUCCUCCCGGGCCCCUUUGGUUCACAGAAGCCAUGGAUCCCCAGCAGAAGACCGAGGAGCGGGGCGACGUGUUCGCCGGUUUCUGCUCCACGUUCAAAUCGUUCGCCACCGAGGCCAUUCACGUGGGCCAGGAGCCGGAGCAGUGGAAGUCGAUGGCCGUGGUGCCGCCGAUCUCUCUCUCCACCACCUUCAAGCAGCACGGGCCGGGGAACCACGCCGGGUUUGAGUACAGCCGCAGUGGAAAUCCUACAAGGAACUGUCUUGAGAAGGCCGUGGCAGCUCUGGAUGGAGCAAAGUACAGCCUUGCUCUCGCCUCAGGGCUUGCUGCCACAGUGACCAUCACCCACAUGCUGAAAUCAGGGGACGGGAUCGUCUGCAUGGAUGAUGUGUACGGAGGAACAAAUCGUUACUUCCAAAGAAUCGCCACAGAAGUGGGUCUGGAGGUGUCGUUUGCUGAUUGUACAAAACCAGAGCUGCUGAAGGUGGCACUGAAGGCCAACACAAAACUGGUGUGGAUCGAGACGCCUACCAACCCCACGAUGAAGGUCGUCGACAUCAAGGCCUGCGCCGACUUGAUCCACGAUCACAACAAAGACAUUGUGGUGGUUGUGGACAACACCUUCAUGUCCGCCUACUUCCAGCGCCCCUUGGCUUUGGGAGCUGAUAUUUGUAUGUAUUCAGCCACCAAAUAUAUGAACGGUCACAGUGAUGUGGUGAUGGGUCUGGUUUCAACAAACCGGGAUGAUUUGAACGAGCGCCUGAGGUUUCUGCAGAACGCACUGGGUUGUGUUCCCUCUCCAUUUGACUGCUUCUUGUGUAACCGCGGACUUAAGACGCUACACCUACGGAUGGAGCGGCACUUCAAGAAUGCCAUGGCCGCUGCUAAGUUUCUCGAGGCUGAUCCCAGGGUGGAGCGCGUCAUCUUCCCAGGCCUGCCCUCUCACCCCCAGCACGAGGUUAUGAAGAGACAAUGCACCGGGUGUCCAGGCAUGAUCACCUUCUACAUCAAGGGGAAACUCGAGCAUGCCAGUGCCUUCCUCAGUAACCUCAAAAUAUUUGCGAUAGCUGAGAGUCUUGGUGGUUACGAGAGUUUAGCUGAACAUCCAGCGAUUAUGACCCAUGCAUCAGUGCCGGAGAAAGAGAGGAGCGUGCUGGGGAUCAGCGACACACUGAUCCGACUCUCUGUGGGCCUGGAGGAUGAGGCCGACAUCAUUGAAGACCUGGAGCAGGCGCUGGGUGCUGCUCAUCCAAUGAAGAAUUGAAAUGUCUUCAAACGUCCCCACUGAGGUGGAAUAGGUCGCAGUGAGGGGGAAGACUGGAGGUACCUGACGUCUUAAAAAAUCACAGAUCAACUCAUGGUGCCUCAUGAUCUGCGCACAAGCAGCAUGUAUCAGGGAAAAACAUGGUCUCUAAAAUAAUACAAAUCCUAUUAUCUAUCGCAAACUAACACAAUGUUAUUAAUGAUUAUUUUAACACAGUGGAAAUCUUAUUUAUCUCAUGCUUGUUUUUAUGUUUCUGUGUUUUUGUUUUCAUUUGGAAUGCUUUUAAAGUCCUGUUCAUUCAGACUGACACAGUAUUCAAAUUUCUGAGUCAAAGACAAAUAAAGCUUCCGAAAAGUUAUUUUUAAAAA